This is a messenger RNA of Microplitis mediator, 1387 nucleotides long. RefSeq lists its product as uncharacterized. The record is from RefSeq and is a predicted model, not a curated record. The transcript has 2 exons. The coding region runs from base 41 to 601 and encodes 186 amino acids. NCBI's taxonomy places the organism in Eukaryota, Metazoa, Arthropoda, Insecta, Hymenoptera, Braconidae.
GUGGUCGGAAAAAUACGUGGGUAAUUUAUAUUUUUUUGAAAUGGUCAAAGUGUUGAUUGCAUGUUUGAUGUGUUUGUUCAAUAACUGGUGUCUUGCUGAAAAUUUCCGAUUGAAAAAUUCACUGCAGGCGACUAUUUUACCGGAUAUUAUUGACACUGUUAAUUUGACCACCGGUUUGAGUAAUAUUGGAUUUGUAAAAACUGGUGACCGAAUUUUUCCAUGGGAAAAUAAAUAUAAUAGACAAGGACGAUAUCUAUGCAAAAAGAAAAAAAAGAAAAAGUGGAAGAAGCACAGCAAAUAUAUAAUACCGCUGAUAGUCGGAUGGUUGUUGAUAAAGUCUAUUUUACUGCCGAUCGCCUUGAAAGCUCUGGCACUAUUGAGCGGGAAAGCUGUGGUCCUGAGCCUUAUGAGCUUGAUAUUGGCCGCUAUUAUGGGAUUGAGAAGACUUGCGCAAGGUGGAUUACUGCCGAUGGCUUUGGGAUUUAGCGCUGGACCAAGUGCAUAUGCUAAAUAUAACCGACAAGAUUAUUUGGAGCACGAAAAUCAGUCCGACUUGGGCGACUCAUAUGAUUAUUAUCAGGACAGACGUCCACCCAACUGAUAAAUUAAUUAUUACUUUUUUUUUAUUUUAUUUAUUAUAUUUAUUCACCAGUGGACCAAAAAUAAGUCACUUAUAUUUUAUAAAUUUAAAUAAAAAAUUAUGAUACUGAAGUCAGCAGACAAUUAAAAUUUUUUGAACUUUUUUUUUAAUAAUUAAAUUUGAAGAAAAAAAAAAACUAAAAAAAUGCACAUGUAGAAAAUUUAAAAAACUACAGGUGCAAUUUUUUUUCUUAUAAUUUAUCGUUUUUUAAAAAAUCCAAAAAUUAUUAGACGUCGGCUAAUUUCAGUAUCAUAAAAAAUUGCAGUUUUUUUAUUUAAGUCAAAAUUUUGAACUUUGAAUUUUUACUUUUUUGGCUCUGAUCUAUACAGAUCUAGAAAUCUAUACAAGGAUUCGGAUCGAAGUGUUUGAGGGAACAAUGAAAUGGAAAAAAAAAAAAUUCAUAGAAAUGUUUGAAUGGAAAAAAAAAAGUUUAAAUUGAGGUCUUAGAAUGCAAUACAAAGCAUACAAGAGAAUAUAUGAGGUAUACAAAAUAAUGUCAGCAAGCGAUCAUAAAAUGCGAUAGAAUCUGGAUACAGAACUAUGGAACUCUGAGCUGGAGUUUUAAUUUGAAUAAAACUUUCCCGACGUAUCAAUCACUGAUACGAGAUGGAGAUAAAAUUUUAUCACUCAUAAAAAAUUUAUAUACAUAUACAUAUACAUAUUUUUCUUUUUUUUUGUCAAGACAAAAGAGUGAGGAAAUAAAACUUAAAUUAUUUUUCGUUUGAUGAGUUUGAAGACCAACUUAAA